AGAACUUGCUUUUGGAUUAGAUUCGAACUUUUUUGCCACAGAAACUUUGGUGUUCCUCAGUUUCGACCUACAUUGCAUUUGUGUUCCAUUCAGUAUUGCGUAUUGCCUUCAAAAUGAUCAUAUUCCAUUCGAGAUCAGUGUUAUCAGCAAAGACGACCUCCCUCAAACAAACAACAAAUAAUCCACGAAGUUAUCCCGAUACAAGUACUAUAAACACCUCUUAGACCGUGGUAAUCAAACAUUAGAGGUAUACGGUAAAUAUUGAAAUGCUUUCGAAGCACUCGUUAUAAGUAAAAAUUGACCAUUUUUCACAUCACCAUUCAAUUCUUGUGUAGAAGUUCGGUGUUCAAGAUUGAAUUUGAUUGUGAUUCAUCCACAACGCUAUUAUUUUAGUGAAAAUGAAAAUAAACAUAUCUUGUGGGGGGCGGCCAGAUCAGAGCCAUGGAGGAUGAGCAAUUCAUAAGCUGUGCUCAAGUUGUUCGAAGUGUAUUCAUCACCUCAGUCUCUUUUAUGAUUUCGGUGUUUUUAUGAUUGCAUUCAUCAAUCGAACUUCCCCAUCCUCGUCACUUUUUGGUUAAAUGUGGAUCCUUGAGUUCCAUAAAUAAUAAUGUGGAACACGCUCCUCUCUUUCAAUUUGGCUCCUGACUUCAUGGACAUUAAUGACUCCAAUCAAACAUGUACCUCCGAAACUGUUGUCAAUUACAGUUCCAUUUGUGUGGAUUGGGAACAUGAGUUGUUCAAUAUGGAGGCUUGCAACCAUUUGAACCAUGCUAUGAGUCUUUAUGCCGCCGUCAUUUGCAUUGGGAACGCCCUCAUUGGGUGUUGUGGAAACCUCCUCACACUCCUAGCCAUUCCCUACUCAGUGUAUAACAACAAAUUUGGGUUCAAACGAAGCCGGGACACGGCCACGAUUCUGAUUAUGAACUUGGCCUUUGCAGACUUUGUGUAUUGUUUGGUCAAUUUGCCCUUGUACUCCAUUCAAUACUGGAGUGGCCGAUGGCCUUUCGGUGGGACAGCUUGUCGUUAUUUUGCUGCCUUUCGGUAUUGGAACGCUUUUGCUGAGUGGAUGAGUCUGGCCAUUAUAGCAUUGUCUCGUUGCAUUGGUUUGGUCAGAAAUCAACGAUGCUUUUCGUGGAAGCAAGGCCAACUGAUUGUCCUUGCCAUUUGGGUGUAUGCAGCAAUAUUGGUGAGCAUUGUUCUCACCGAGAUCUAUGGCAAGUUUGGAUACAACUGCAUGAUUGGCAAGUGUGAUUUUCUCCGUGUCCAACCCAAUCGGAUGGACCCCCAUUUGGUUUUCUAUUCCAUCGCUUUUGGCAUUCCUUGUUUCGUCAUCUUGAUUAGCUACAGUGUCAUUUGGUGCUAUGCCAAAAACUCGGCCAAAUACCUCCGUCAAAGCAGUGAAGAGAACCGCCGGCUCGUGAUGAAAAGAGAGAGUAGCAUGACCAGGACCCUCUUUGCGAUCUGCGUCUGUUACAUCAUAUUUGUGGGGCCCAUCGCCAUUGUGAACAUCAUUGAUCCAACGGGACAACUGCCUGCACUUCACCUGACCUUCUUUUGUCUCUACUGGUUCCAAUACAGCUUGAACUUCUUGAUAUACGCUGCCCGAUGUCAGCAGUACAAACGAGCUUACGCUUUUCUUCUGGGCCAGAUGUUCCCAUGUUGCUGCCAAUUCACUGCCAAGGCCACUCUGAUCAUCUUAAAUGGACACAAUCGAGUCGAGGCCAAUCAUCAGCCGAUAACAAGGCCAGGGGCAGAGAUUGGGAUAAACAAUCUUUUGGAGAUCUCCAAAGAGCCCACAAGCAAAUCGGUCAUGUCGUCCCUUAACGCUGCGGUGGUUUUAGUGGACAAGAGACACAGUUGGAACAGGAGCAUUAUCUACGAGACGAUGACGGACAAUGAGAUGUGGACCACUGGCAUUCAGGUGGGAAUGAAUCAAGAAGAGGUCACACUGCGCAUUCACACCCAUAUGAAAUCUCGUAUUCGUACUAUGACCAUGUGAUUUGUUCCACCUUGUUCCCAUUGCUGUGGAACAUUACGAUCUAACGUGGUACUGAACGGCCUUGUAAGUAAGCACUGGCAACAAUGAUUGUCGUUGUUACUUUCAAUGGCCUAUAGGCAUUUAUUCACUUGUACAAAGGUGUUUCGAACCCAGGUUUUAAUCCAUAAGAAAUGGAGGACAUACUAAUACAUAUUGAAUUCAUGAUCUGACUCA
This is a messenger RNA of Tigriopus californicus, 2212 nucleotides long. Its product is annotated as protein trapped in endoderm-1-like. The transcript is spliced from 5 exons. Gene Ontology annotation, molecular function: G protein-coupled receptor activity. Lineage: Eukaryota; Metazoa; Arthropoda; Copepoda; Harpacticoida; Harpacticidae. The record is from RefSeq and is a predicted model, not a curated record. Gene Ontology annotation, biological process: G protein-coupled receptor signaling pathway. Gene Ontology annotation, cellular component: membrane. The coding region runs from base 608 to 1999 and encodes 463 amino acids.